Messenger RNA from Rubroshorea leprosula, 2984 nucleotides. The record is from the annotation of a GenBank genome assembly. Lineage: Eukaryota; Viridiplantae; Streptophyta; Magnoliopsida; Malvales; Dipterocarpaceae.
CCUAUUAGCCUAAGACAAGUAAUGAUGAUUGGGGUCCAAAAACUUUUAAAUCAAUCAAUAGUUGGACAAUGCAUCCUGAAUUUCACCCAAUGAUCAAGAAGUUGUGGAACUCAUUUGAGGUUGAGGGGUAUUGGGGGUUCAAAUGUAAGGAGAAGCUUAAGCUCCUAAGGCAUCAUCUAAAAGCAUGGAAUAGGGAAGCUUUUGGAAACAUUGACAAUCAAUAUGAAGAAGCUAUGAGGGAAAUUGAACUUAUUGACUCCAAAUGUGACACUAGUGAUCUUACCGAGACUGAUAUGCUAAAACGAAAAGAAGGGCUUGCUAAUCUAUGGCAGUGCUUGAAGAAAAAAGAAAGCUUAUGGAGGCAAAAGUCUAGAGCCACUUGGAUCAAAGAAGGUGAUGCAAAUACUAGCUUCUUCCACAAAGUCAUUAUUGGCAAAAACAAGAAGAACAUGGUCCAUGGGAUUAGCAAUAAGGGCUCCUGGGUUUAUGACCCUGUGUUGGUUAAGCAGAUUAUCAUGGACCACUUUAAAUCUCAAUUCUCCUCCCAAUCUUUACUUCGUCCUUUCCUUGACAACUUGCAGUUCAACAGGAUAUCAGAAGAGGAUAGACUGAUGCUUGAAGCAGAAUUCAUGGAAGACGAAAUUAAAGAAGCUGUUUUCUCAUGUGCUAGUGACAAAGCCCUGGGGCCUGAUGGCUGCAAUUUUCAUCUUAUAAAGUCGAUUUGGAGUAUAAUUGAAAGUGAUGUCACUAACUUUAUUAAAGAAUUUCAUCAGAAUGGGAAGCUUGUCAAAGGCCUUAACACUUCAUAUAUCACCCUUGUUCCCAAAAAGAAAAACUCCACAUCUCUCCAGGAUUAUAGGCCGAUUUGUAUGGUUGGGUGUCUCUACAAAAUUCUUGCCAAAGUACUUGCUAACAGGUUGAGGAAGGUUAUUGGGAAGGUUAUAAGCAUGAGCCAAUCUGCAUUUCUAAAGGGGAGACAACUUGUUGAUAAUGUUCUAGCGCUUACUAAACUGGUGCAUGAUAUGAAAAGUAGGAAGCACAAAGGUAUCAUCUUCAAGGUAGACUUUGAAAAGGCCUUUGACUCAGUUGAUUGGAGUUACUUGGACAAUAUGCACUCUUUGUUGGGGUUUGGUGAGAAGUGGCGUAGCUGGAUUAAAGAGUGUCUUUCUUCUGCCUCUGUAUCUAUUCUUGUAAAUGGCAGUCCAACUCAGGUAUUCAACAUGCAGAGAGGCCUUAGGCAAGGCUACCCCUACUCUCCAUAUUUGUUUUUGAUUGCAGCUAAAGGACUACAUUCCUUAAUCAAUGAGGCUGAAAGUAAAAAUCUUCUUAAUGGAGUGGUUGUUGAUGGAAACACUAGUGUCUCCCAUCUUCAGUUUGCUGAUGAUACUGCUCUCAUUUGUGAGGUGUCAGUGAGUUCAAUGUGGGCUAUAAAAUUUCUUCUUAGAUGGUUUGAGAUUAUGUCUGGACUAAAAAUCAACUUUGGUAAAAGCACUCUUUACGGGCUCAAUGUAGAGGAGAGCUGGCUUAACAUGGUGGCUACCACUCUGAAUUGCAAGCAUGGAUCUUGGAAGGGCAAGCUUCUAUCAUUUGGCGGUCGAAUCACGCUACUAACGUCAGUUUUCUCUGCCCUUCCUUUAUUUUAUUUUUCAAUCUUCAAGAUCCCAAAAGGCACUCUGAAUGAGCUAACCAAAAUCCAACGAAACUUCUUAUGGGGAGGUUCAGAUAAUUGUAAGAAGAUUGCUUGGGUUAACUGGAACUGGGUUUGCCUUGCAAAAUCUAAAGGGGGUCUUGGGAUUCCAGAUUUGGCUAAUAGAAACAUCGCCCUCUUAGGCAAGUGGUGGAGCAAAUUCUAUGACAACACUGAAAGUGAGAAAUUAUGGAAGAAGAUCAUUGUAAGCAAAUAUUACAAUGGAGCAUCUAAUACUGUUAUCUCUAACUAUGUCUCUCCAAAGAUGUCUUUGUUGUGGAAAGACAUUCUAUCUAUUGGCAAGGAAAAUGAUAGAGCUUUCUUAUGCUUCAAUGAGGGAUUCUCUCGUCAACUCGGUGAUGGAGCCGAUACCAGUUUUUGGGAAGACAUUUGGCUUGGAACUUCUCCACUUAAAUCUGAAUUCCCUCGGUUGUUUAAUCUUGCUAGUCACAAGGACUCUUCAGUUGCUGACUUAAAGCCAACCCAUAGCGGAAAUUGGUGUUUUGAAUGGCGCAGGGCCCCUUUUGGAAGAGAAUUAAAUGAACUUGAAAAGCUGGUCGACAUCAUGAGGAAUGUUCACAUCUCUACCGGCCAACUUGACCAUUUUAUAUGGAGAUACUGUGCCUCGGGAUACACAGCAAAAAAGGCAUACAUAUUCCUUGAUGACUCAAACCCUUGCCUUGAUGAUAACUACUGCAAACUAAUCUGGAAUCAAUAUGUUCCCCCCAAAGUCAGUGUUCUUAUUUGGCGUCUUCUUCUCAAUCGCCUCCCCUCUAAGGAGAAUCUUAUCCUUCGAGGUGUUGAUGAUUUAUCCAACACAAAUUGUGUUUUUUGCGGUGCCCAAAUGGAGGAUGUCAACCAUCUCUUUGCUAAAUGCAGGAAGGUCCAGCUAUUAUGGAGCAAAAUCUGUCUUUGGUGGGGGUUCUCAUUCGUCCCUCCUGAUAAUGCCUCCUUGUUUAUUCUUCAACUUUGUUCACUUCCUGACUCAAAAAAGGCACGGAACUGUUGGAUCCCUAUUGUCUUAGCAACUGCAUGGCUCAUCUGGUACUCUAGGAAUGGCGUGAUUUUCAAAUCCAUGACAUGGGAUGAAAACAACCUCACCGACCUUGUUCAGUCAAAAACCUUUGAAUGGAUUAAAGGGAUCUCCACCUCUGCUGCAUUUUCCUUUGGGGAUUGGUGUCAAUUUCCAAUGCUGUGCUCUAAGGAGACUUAACCUUUCCCUUUUUCUUUCAUUCUAAUCAUGUCUAUGGGAGAGUACCCCUUGUACUCAAUUUUAUAAUAAAAUUUUAAUUCAUCU